This is a messenger RNA of Perognathus longimembris pacificus (Pacific pocket mouse), 2027 nucleotides long. It is a transcript of the gene A1cf, whose product is annotated as APOBEC1 complementation factor. The coding region runs from base 161 to 1948 and encodes 595 amino acids. Gene Ontology annotation, molecular function: mRNA binding. NCBI's taxonomy places the organism in Eukaryota, Metazoa, Chordata, Mammalia, Rodentia, Heteromyidae. The transcript has 12 exons. Gene Ontology annotation, cellular component: nucleus. The record is from RefSeq and is a predicted model, not a curated record.
AAGCCACUGAACCUUUGGAGUUUGAUAUGAUGAUUAGAACAUAACCAGAGUGACACGUUGAAUUCGCCAUAAUCAAGGAACCUUUUUCCGGGUGGGAAUCUCUGAAAUUACUCAGUGAGCAACCCUAAUUAACCUGAUUUUUUGCUGAUAAUCACUCUCAAUGGAAUCAAAUCACAAAUCCGGGGAUGGAUUGAGCGGCACCCAGAAGGAAGCGGCCCUCCGCGCACUGGUCCAACGCACAGGAUAUAGCUUGGUCCAGGAAAAUGGACAGAGGAAAUAUGGGGGCCCUCCUCCUGGCUGGGAUGCUGCGCCCCCAGAAAGAGGCUGUGAGAUUUUUAUUGGAAAACUUCCCCGAGACCUUUUUGAGGAUGAACUUAUACCAUUAUGUGAAAAAAUUGGUAAAAUUUAUGAAAUGAGAAUGAUGAUGGAUUUUAAUGGCAACAAUAGAGGAUAUGCAUUUGUAACAUUCUCAAAUAAACAAGAAGCCAAGAAUGCAAUCAAGCAACUUAAUAAUUAUGAAAUUAGAAAUGGGCGUCUCUUGGGGGUCUGUGCCAGCGUCGACAACUGCCGAUUGUUUGUCGGGGGAAUCCCCAAAACCAAAAAGAGAGAAGAAAUCCUAGCAGAGAUGAAAAAGGUCACUGAAGGAGUUGUGGACGUCAUUGUCUACCCCAGUGCUGCAGACAAGACCAAAAAUCGGGGCUUCGCCUUUGUGGAGUAUGAGAGUCACAGGGCCGCCGCCAUGGCAAGGAGAAAGCUGCUGCCCGGAAGAAUUCAGUUAUGGGGACAUCCUAUCGCAGUAGACUGGGCCGAACCAGAAGUAGAAGUCGAUGAGGAUACAAUGUCUUCAGUGAAAAUCCUGUAUGUAAGAAAUCUUAUGCUGUCUACCUCUGAAGAAAUGAUUGAAAAAGAAUUCAACAAUAUUAAGCCAGGUGCUGUGGAAAGAGUGAAGAAAAUCCGAGACUAUGCUUUUGUACAUUUCAGCAACAGAGAAGAUGCAGUUGAAGCUAUGAAAGCUUUAAAUGGCAAGGUGCUGGAUGGUUCCCCCAUUGAAGUGACCCUAGCCAAGCCAGUAGACAAGGACAGUUAUGUGAGAUACACCCGAGGCACUGGUGGAAGGGGAACCAUGCUACAAGGAGAAUAUACAUACUCUUUGGGCCAUGUUUAUGAUCCUACCACAACCUACCUUGGAGCACCUGUCUUCUAUGCCCCCCAGGCCUACGCAGCAAUUCCCGGUCUUCAUUUUCCAGCCAACAAAGGCCACCUCAACAAUAGGACCAUAAUCCGAGCCCCUUCUGUCAGAGAAAUUUACAUGAAUGUACCUGUAGGGGCUGCGGGAGUGAGAGGACUGGGCGGCCGUGGUUAUUUGGCAUACACAGGCCUGGGGCGUGGAUACCAGGUCAAAGGAGACAAGAGAGAAGACAAACUCUAUGAUCUCUUACCUGGGAUGGAGCUCACUCCAAUGAAUCCUGUCACUUUAAAACCCCAAGGAAUUAAACUUGCUCCCCAGAUAUUAGAAGAAAUUUGUCAGAAGAAUAACUGGGGACAGCCAGUGUACCAGCUGCAUUCUGCCCUUGGACAAGACCAGAGACAACUGUUCUUAUACAAAGUCACCAUUCCAGCCCUGGCUAGCCAGAAUCCUGCAAUCUACCCUUUCAUACCUCCAAAGCUAAGCGCCUAUGUGGAUGAAGCAAAGACUUAUGCAGCAGAAUACACUUUGCAAACCCUCGGUAUCCCGGCUGAUGGAGGGGACCCUGGGACUGCAGCUGCAGCUGCCACUUCUGCUACGGUUUUCCCAGGAUAUGCUGUUCCCAAUGCAACUGCACCCAUGUCCACGGCCCAACUCAAGCAAGCAGUGACCCUGGGACAAGACCUCUCAGCUUACACAACGUAUGAGGUCUACCCGACAUUUGCAGUGACUGCCCGGGGGGAUGGAUAUGGAGCCUUCUGAAGAUAUCUUUCUUUUACUUUAACAGUAAGACACACAGCACUAUGUAUAGAAGAAAUAAACCUCAAACUCAGUGCCCUAA